AUGAGCAGCAAGCCCUAUCAAUGCCAGCGUUGCCCGCGGGCUUUUGCCCGUCUAGAGCAUUUGCAGCGCCAUGAUCGAUCGCGAGAGAAGCCUUAUGUCUGCGCGCAAUGCCCAAAGGCCUUCACGCGCAAGUCACAUUCUAGAGACCUUCUGGCCCGUCAUGAACGGCUUUCCCAUCAGGGGGCCAGCCCUGCCCGGCAGCAAUCGCCGUCGUCGGCUCAUCCAGUCUCCGAUGGACUAGAUACUCUCGCAUCGGUAGUGGCCGAUCAUGCUCAUAGCAGUUUCAACCCCCCACUUUCCGUACAUCGUACACCGAUGAUGGCCCGGAUGCCAAAUCCCGAUCCCCAAUCCGCAGAGCCGGCAAGUCCCAUGCCGGGAGCCGACUUUAGCUAUUCACUAGGCGGAAUCCCGCCUGGUCCAUUCGAUGGGAACGACUUUACUUCGUUUCUGGAUAGUGUACCGCUACCGAGUCACCCUUUUUCCCCAGCUUUUCAGCCUUUGCCACUGUUCCCGCCCGUGCCCUUCUCUCCAGUCACAGACUAUGCACAGUCUGAAAGAGACCCACCGACGGUCUCUACCCCAGCGUCCACACCAUCAAGCUCUGUUUUACCUCGACAUGGGGCGCAAUUGCCAUCUUUGCAGCCGGAAGGUUUCCAGCCAAGUUCAAAGACUCGACAACCCACGGGGUUCGUCCCGGUCACUGCUCAAUGCCGAGACAGGCUGCUUCAUUCCUUGAAGGAAUACUCUAAUGUAGUACCUAAUCCGUCCCUACCUUCACGACAUGCUCUAUCUCGAUGCCUCACAGGAUAUUUGACAGGGUUCCACGAUCACUAUCCAGUCGUGCACAAGCCGACUCAAGAUGUCGAGUCCAUGGGGGCUCCAGUGUUCUUAUCUAUGGCGGCUCUUGGAGCACGUUAUUGUCGAGAGCCAGAUACCAGCAUGCGUCUCUAUCAGCUCGCUAAGCCGGUCACUAUUGAGCAUUUUCGACGGGUUUAUCAGUCCGGGACCACGCUAGCGGCGAAUGCAACACUCGAUGUCGACACGUUUGAAACAACGCAAGCGCUUCUGAUGCUCAUCUCCGUGUCCUCUUGGUUCAUCAAUGACCCGCCCUAUCACGAAGCGUUAUCGAUCAGAAGCAUGAUGGGAAUGCUGUUACGAAAAGACGGGCUGAAUUUCUUGCCUGAUCAUGACGGCUCGUGGGCCAGUUGGGUCUGGCGCGAGCGCGUCAAACGAUUAAAACUCAUUGUUUUCUGUUUCUUCAACAUCCAUACAAUCGUGUUCGAUAUUCCACCCGUGAUUCUCACGGAAGAGAUGACGCUCGACUUACCCUGCACCGAAAAAGAGUGGCAAGCCCCCACGGCCGAGAUAUGGCAAGCUGAACGCCGACAAGCUUUCGGCGAGCCGAAGUUCCAGGAUGCGCUCUCCUCGCUUUUCUCUCCACAUAGCGAAAUCGAGCAAUUCUCGUCGCUCGGCGGCUACGUGUUGAUUCACGCAUUGCUACAGGACAUCUGGCUCAUGACCAAAGCCAAUCGACUCGCUCUCUCCCGGUACAGUCGCAUCAAGCCAGCGAUCGCUCCAACGCCCGAUCUCAUCGCAGUGGAACAAGCCCUCGAAAGGUGGUGCCAAUGCUGGGAACGAAACCAAGAGUCAUCGAUCGAUCCGCUUAGUCCUCAUGGACCACUCUCCUUUACUUCCGCCGCCCUGCUUCGGCUAGCGUACAUCCGUCUGAAUGCCGACUGCGGAUCAACAAGGCAGUUACAGACCUGGGAUCCCGUCCAAAUAGCACGAAGUCUCAAAGACAACCUGCACGUUCUCCGCGGAGAUAGACUUACGCGCGCCGCACUCCACUGCGCCCACGCCCUGAGCACCCCCGUCAAGCUAGGCAUCGGAUUCGUGGCCCACUCCCAGGUGGCGCUCUGGUCAAACCAGCACGCCCUUUGCUCGCUGGAAUGCGCCGUGUUACUGGCCAAGUGGCUCGAAGCCGUCACGGUCCCACAUCCAGAUCCCGGGCUGACGGAGCAGGAGACCCGCUUACGGGACUUUGUGCUGGAAAUGGUCAUGGAGGUGCAGCAUGGUGUGUCGCGCGAGUGGCUCCUGGCUACGAAUACCAGGCUCAGUGCGGCGGUGACCCGUCUCUGGGCGCGCCUUUUCACGGCGGAUUAUAUCUGGGAGAUGGUCAAUUUGAUUGGGCGGUCACUGGAUAGUUAUGCGGAUUUAUUGGAGGCUGAUUCGUCUCCGGGGUAUACUUAG
Penicillium maclennaniae is the source of this 2250-nucleotide messenger RNA. Its product is annotated as transcription factor domain-containing protein. Gene Ontology annotation, molecular function: RNA polymerase II cis-regulatory region sequence-specific DNA binding; zinc ion binding; DNA-binding transcription factor activity, RNA polymerase II-specific. Gene Ontology annotation, cellular component: chromatin. Gene Ontology annotation, biological process: DNA-templated transcription; regulation of transcription by RNA polymerase II. Bases 1 to 2250 code for a protein of 749 amino acids. NCBI's taxonomy places the organism in Eukaryota, Fungi, Ascomycota, Eurotiomycetes, Eurotiales, Aspergillaceae. The transcript has 4 exons. The record is from RefSeq and is a predicted model, not a curated record.